This is a messenger RNA of Malassezia japonica, 912 nucleotides long. RefSeq names its product CDP-diacylglycerol--serine O-phosphatidyltransferase (gene CHO1). Gene Ontology annotation, molecular function: phosphotransferase activity, for other substituted phosphate groups. Gene Ontology annotation, cellular component: membrane. Gene Ontology annotation, biological process: phospholipid biosynthetic process. The coding region runs from base 1 to 912 and encodes 303 amino acids. Lineage: Eukaryota; Fungi; Basidiomycota; Malasseziomycetes; Malasseziales; Malasseziaceae. The transcript is spliced from 3 exons. The record is from RefSeq and is a predicted model, not a curated record.
AUGACUGCGAAACAGAACGGAAACGAGCUCCGCCAGCGGUUCAAUUCUGACCGCAAAAGCAGCAAGGAUGACCUGCGUCAAGACGCCGAGGUCGAGCUGAAGCGUUUCAUCGAGACGAACGGCCACUUUAGCCUGGUCCGCAACUUUCACCUCGCUGACGCUUUUACGCUGAUGAACGGCUUCUGUGGCGCGCAGUCGAUUUUCAUGUCGGGGCGCUUCCUUGUGACCUCUGACCCGAAGUACAUGUGGUACGCGCUGUGGUUCCCCUUCUUUGGCGCGAUCUUUGACAUGCUUGACGGCAAGAUCGCGCGCUGGCGCCGCUCGAGCAGCAUGCUCGGCCAGGAACUCGACUCGCUCGCGGACUCGAUUUCGUUCGGUGUCGCGCCGACAUUUGCCGCGUUCGCGCUCGGCCUGCGCUACCCGCUCGACACGGCGCUCCUCACGGUGUUUGUGUGCGCGGGCGUUGCCCGCCUUGCGCGCUUCAAUAUCACGGCUGCUAAUGUUCCACACGAUGCAUACGGCAAGUCUCGCUACUUCGAGGGGCUGCCGAUCCCGUCGAGCCUUGCGCUUGUCGGUCUGAUGGCGCUCUCGAUUCUCUUUGGCCGCUUUGAGACCUCGAACGGGCCAUGGGUGCCGAGCACGACGACCUACCCGUACACUGGCCGCUUCCUGUCGUAUCUGGGCGUGGCGAGCGGCGCGGGCGUGCCGUUUGGCGAGUUCGUCCUGGACCUUACCGUGCCGGUGUAUAAGCUGCUGACGCUCGGCGACUUCCUGCCCCAGUUCAUGAGUCUGCCGGACAUUGCCCAGCUGGCCAACUCCUUCGGCUAUAUUGCUAUGCACAAGGUUUCUAUAAUUUUCGCGCUGUGGUCGAUGGCCAUGGUCAGCAAGACGCUCCGCGUCCCGAAGCCGUAG